This is a messenger RNA of Daphnia carinata, 921 nucleotides long. Its product is annotated as acetyl-CoA carboxylase 1-like. The transcript has 4 exons. The coding region runs from base 152 to 622 and encodes 156 amino acids. The record is from RefSeq and is a predicted model, not a curated record. NCBI's taxonomy places the organism in Eukaryota, Metazoa, Arthropoda, Branchiopoda, Diplostraca, Daphniidae. Gene Ontology annotation, molecular function: ligase activity.
UUAUACAAUAACGGUGGUUUCUCAUCUUACGGAUGCCCACGACUUGGAAGGCAUCAAAAUUAUUUUGCGUUGGCUGUCGUACAUCCCAAAUGCUAGGGUUCGCCUCUCCCUAUCAAUCCGAUUUACGAUUUCAGUGAACGUGAAAUUAAGUAUGUGCCAACCAAAGCGCCUUACGAUCUUCGAUGGCUCCUAUCUAGAAGGCAAAACCCCGUUGCAUCCGGACGAAUGGGAAUAUGGUUUCUUUGAGCGAGGAUCAUUUGAUGAGAUUAGGGCUACUUGGGUGCAAACUGUCAUUUGUGGCAUGGCAAGAUUAGAUGGUAUCAUUGUAGGAGUUGUUGCCAUCGAGACGCGCAUGGUAGAACUAAUUGUGCCUGUUGAUUCCGCCAACCUUGAUUCUGAAGCCAAAGUGAUCUCACAAGCUGGACAGAUCUGGUUCCCUGAUUCCGCCUAUAAGACGGUUCAAAUUAGUCUAGAUUUUAGCCGUGAAGACUUGCCAUUGAUCAUUUUUACCGAUUGGCGUGGUUUUUCGGGAGGAAGGAAGGAAAGCGAUGAGCAGGUGGUUAAAUUCGGCGCAUAUAUUGUGGGCGCAUUACGUGAAUGUAAACAACCCGUAAUGGUCUAAAUCCCACCAUUUCCCGAGCUUCGAAGGGGAGCCUGGGUCAUCAUUGACCCAACUAUGAACGAAUCGUACUUGGAAAUGUAUGUGGAUCCAGAAUCGCGCGCAGGCGUUUUAUGGACCGGAGGACGUAGUCAAAGCCAAGUUCAAACUCAAAUACUUGCUCAAGACUAGUGCAUGCAUUGAUCUAGUCAUCCAUGAACUGCGCGAAAAACUGUCCAAGCCGGAAUUGUGCCGAGCAGACAAAAAAGAAGCCUUGAGCAGCAACUAAAUCAACGUGAAGAUUUACUAGCCUCAAUGCAUGG